Molecule: messenger RNA, 477 nt
Organism: Blumeria graminis f. sp. triticale
Lineage: Eukaryota; Fungi; Ascomycota; Leotiomycetes; Helotiales; Erysiphaceae
Source: the annotation of a GenBank genome assembly
AUGACUAUCGAAUCUCGCUCCAUGAAAUCUCGCACCGGCCGUGCAAAACAGCGCUAUAACGAGGCUGGUGAAAGACUUGUUGCCGGGGUGGUUCCCCUCAAUAACAGCAAGACUCAAGUUCUUCUUGUCCGGUCAACCGAGAGAUCUGGCUGGAUACUUCCCAAAGGUGGCUGGGAAAUGGAUGAAUCAAUUACUGAAGCAGCGCAGCGCGAGGCUUGGGAAGAGGCUGGCAUUAUCUGCACCGUUGACUAUGACCUGGGACAAAUCAAGGAUAAUCGACCUCCCAAGCACAUGGCCACUGUGCCGACAAAGGCCAUGUACCAAUUCUACGAGGUUACUGUCACUCGUGAAGAAUCAGUUUGGCCCGAAGGUCAUAAACGCGCUCGAAAGUGGGCCAGUUACGCCGAAGCGAAAAUUGACCUUACCCAUCGCCCCGAGCUUGUAGAAGCACUCGAACGCUCGACCAUACGAAAAUAG